ACAGAGCCCGCUUAUUCGUCCUCGUUUUCUUCGCUGCUGACAUGCAGUCUUUCUUGUCUCCAUUUAACAAGGCGAUCUUAGUGGCUUUGUUUAUUUUUGCCAUCUUACUCAUUCUUUAUGUAAUACUAUGGUAUAUAUGCCGAGACGUGGAUUGCGACCACGGUAUCUGACGCUUGUCGUGAGAAAAGCAGACGAUACCCUGACUUUGGCUUAUACGGAGACGCGCCAGGGUGACCCUUUGUUUUGCCCAAACAAAAUGGAAGGGUUGCCAUAGUGACGGGGGGUGCCCGAGGAAUGGGUUAUGAGACUGCAAGACACCUGGCAAGCCUUGGCAUGCAUGUGGUUAUAGCUGGGAACUCUGAAGAGGAAGGCCUGCAAGCUGUGAAGAAGAUCCACGAAGAGGGCAGCGAGGGGAAAGUGGAAUUUCUGAUCCUGGACCUGUGUUCCCUAAAGUCGGUACGGCAGUUUGUCCAAAGGUUUAAAGCCAGGGCUCUACCACUUCACGUCCUUGUGAACAAUGCCGGCAUCAUGCUGGUUCCAGAGGGAAAGACCGAGGACGGUUUCGAGCUGCACUUUGGUCUGAACUACCUGGGACACUUCCUGUUGACAAACCUCCUCCUGGACAAACUGCAGAGGUCUGGGAGACACGACGCCUGCUCCCGUGUCGUCACCAUGUCCUCCGCCACACACCACGUUGGAAGACUCAAUAUGGAAGACCUACAGGGCAGGUCCUGCUACAGUGCGCAUGGUGCCUACUCUCAGAGUAAACUGGCCCUGGUCCUCUUCACAUACCAUCUGCAGGAGAGGCUAACAGCAGCAGGGCUCCCAGUAACAUCCAACGCAGUAGACCCAGGCAUGGUGGACACUGACCUGUACAACAACCUCUGUAUUCCAGCCCAGGCAGCAAAGAAACCUGUUGCCAAAAUGCUGUUUAGGACCCCAGCCGAGGGAGCGUCUACAGCUAUCCUGGCUGCCACUGCGUCGCAGCUGGAGGGGGUCGGAGGCUGCUACUUCUAUAACGGGGAGAGAACUGAAUCCGCUGACAUUACUUACGAUCACAACGUGAGGGCUGAGCUGUGGAAACAGAGCUGUGCGCUGGUUGGUCUUCAGGAGGCCUAGAGGAGGAACCAGGAACCAUGAUCUUAGAAAUAUGCCAAGAUCAACGGCAUGACACCUCCCUCCAGCGUCAACAACAACCAAGCUGCGUCCCAAUUCUCAACCCUUCCCUUCGGCCCUAAGUGUGCGCUUGUUCCCUUCCCUUCAUGGAUCUAAAAACACUGCUAUAGGAAAUAUGGUAGACCACUCCCUCUGGCCUGACACCAAUCCAAUGCUUUUAAAUUCAUGGGGAGGAGAGCACAAGUGCGUACUUUAGUAGUAUCGGGAUACAGCCCGAGUCAGCCCCAGCCAGCACUAUAUACAGCGACAGCCUGUGGACUUAGGCUUCCUGAUUACUUAGCAACAUCUAGCUACAGCACCAACUUUGGUUGUUGCCUCUACUGUAACUGUCCUCUCUUGACCUCUGUCCUCAUAGUACUGCAUAACACAUCAGCAUUGGAAUCGACUCUUCGUCAUAUCUUCUCCUCCGCAAAGACAGUUCUGAGGACGUCCAUUCUACCAUUGCGACAAGCACUAUUAAACACAUGCUGAACGGCACAUUGAGUGAUGGAAUUUGUUUGUUAUAUUGCAAUACCAGUCCCGCUGUCAAAUUGAUGAAGCUUUAGUACUGUAGCUCCCUCUUCUGGAAUCGCAGAUAACAAAACAUUGAAGGACGCAAGGAACAACAUCAGAGCUAGUAGUGCCUCGGAGCUAGUAAUAUCGCUUCGAAACAGCACCAUCUUUUUUUCUGCCUAAAAUAGGACCCUCUGUCCAUUCUUCUUUCUUCUACUUGGACUCUCAUCAGGGGCGGACUGACCAUGUGGCAUUUUGUGUAAAGGCCAGAUGGGCCGGUCCAUGUUUAGUCUAGUGGGCCUAUGUAACACAUUUUUUCUUAUCUGGUUAAUAAUGGGGGGCCUCAAGGAAAAAAAAUAGUCUGUUGCGUUAGAAUAAUGCCAGAGGCAAUUCCUGGUCCUAGUCCAACCCUGACUCCCAUCAAGGACUGGACCAUAUAUCUGUAGAUGUGCCGCCUCAUAGCUGUGAUCAAAAAUAUCAUGUCAAAUAUGCUUUGGUGAAGGGCUAACAAUGACAAACAUGAGACUCGAACUUGGUUAGCCUUAUUCCCGCUUAAUUUGCACUUGCCUCGUUUAAUGCGUGUGUCCAAUCCUUGUUGUUGUAAUCAUCAAGGACAAGAACUGACAGCAAGCUUCCUAAUAGUACAGUAGAUGCCUUUGCCUUGUUUGACUUACUGUGCCCAAAGGGGAUGUUCUGCCCUGCUAUCGCCACUUCACUGUGACUGAUGUGAAAUGUUGUCGUGAUUUUUGAUGUCUCUGUGCCAUACUGUGAUAACAAAACGAUGCUCAUCUUUAAAUGUCUUUGGCAUUUUCAUCUGACUAGAAGAUUCAGAAUCUUUAAAUGACUGUAAGUGGUUCUCAUGAUAAGAGGUUUCUAGUGUAGAGAGUUCUAACUUGGGGCGCUACCUGAAAUGUGUGCUCGGGUUCGAUGGCCGCUUGAAUUACAAACACUUGCUAUGACAUCUUUUUAAGUAAGAUGAUCUAACUAUUUAAUUAAGAUGAUCUAACACCUCUUCUAGGUGUCGCCAAUCCAUUCUAAGUGUGCGUGUCAACAUUCUCACACAGGAUAUCGGCAGUGUUUUGUCUAAAGUGUUUUGUGUUCAAGCACUGUAUGCGUGCCUAAGCAGUGUAAGGUUCAGUUCUGUACAUGGCCCAAGACAACAGUGCCAAUACUCGAAUGCUCCUUAGAAUACUAAUGAGGAAGGUUUGAAGAGAAGAGGACUCUUCUCCAAGCUUCCAUCUGCUUUUGUUAUAAUACAACACGUGUUAUGAGUCCUAAUGCUGGAUAAAGGCAGACAUAAGAGACAUCAAAUGUUAUUUGUCACAUGUGUCGAAUACAGUGAAACGCUUACUUGUCACAGCCCUUAAUCAACAAUGCAGUUAAGAAAAUAACUAUUUAAAAAGAAGAAAAGUAAGAGAUAAGAAUAACACGUAAUAAACACCGUAAACAUGAAAUAUAAUACAUCAAGGUGUAAACAUUUCAGUAGGACGUUUAAAUCUGAAGUACUUUGGUUGUUCAUUGAUUUACCACAAUCACUGUGAACGAUGCCUUGCUUUCCAAGUUCUCUUUUAGUUGUACUGUACUAAUUCAUUAAGUAGUUAUUCAUUUGCGUUUCUAGUCAUUGUGUGAUUCUUAGAUGUGACUGUGUUGUCCUCACUCAUAGCAUAGAGAAGGAUGUCCACAUUGGACACAAGUCUAAAUAAAAAUCUAUUGUAAAUGAA
Messenger RNA from Oncorhynchus mykiss (rainbow trout), 3389 nucleotides. RefSeq names its product dehydrogenase/reductase X-linked (gene dhrsx). Lineage: Eukaryota; Metazoa; Chordata; Actinopteri; Salmoniformes; Salmonidae. The record is from RefSeq and is a predicted model, not a curated record. Gene Ontology annotation, molecular function: oxidoreductase activity.